Molecule: messenger RNA, 2733 nt
Organism: Heteronotia binoei (common prickly gecko)
Lineage: Eukaryota; Metazoa; Chordata; Lepidosauria; Squamata; Gekkonidae
Product: zinc finger protein 239-like
Exons: 2
Coding region: 390-1454 (354 amino acids)
Biological process (GO): negative regulation of transcription by RNA polymerase II
Molecular function (GO): DNA-binding transcription repressor activity, RNA polymerase II-specific
Source: RefSeq, a predicted model, not a curated record
GCAACUACAAUCCUGGGCAGUGUUGCAGUCCGGCUUGGAAACAGCUACGGUACAGGAAGGGGUUGGACUUACUCAAGCAAGUGAGUGUGCGUGGCUCGGACAGAAGAGCAGAUCCGGGGCGGAGGGAAAGACACAGAACAAAAGAAGCAGAGUCGUACCGUUCAUAAGCCUGUCAUUUGUGUGUAUUUGUUUUAAAUAAAUUAUUUGUGCUGAUCGCUUCUGCAUUUGGGAAUACAUUGUGGAAGAAGUUGCAGUCUCGCGUUGCCCGCCUCGCCCCUUGAUCUGGGCCUGAGCAGUCUCUGACGACGAUCCUCGGAGUUCGACCCAAGUGAAAACUGCCGCAGCCUGGAAUCGCCUUCUAAGUGUUAGCCGUCAUUAACUAGUUAGAGAUGGUGAAGGAGGAAGAGAACCUGAUAAUAGAGGAGCAGAUCUCCCAGGAGGAGGAGGUGGAGAAUUUGGUGCAAAUAGUUCCUCAUCCAGAGGAAGGUCUUGAACAAGCUGAAGAAUCCCUGCCAGAAGAAUAUGAAAUAAAUGUUUUCCAGAUUCCGGGGGACAACGAGCCCUGUUACAGCGAAUUUGUUCCUGACAGCCAGCAAGUUUACAUCCCAAAGAAGAGGCGGCGCAGGACAGUGUCACCUGCAGGAACAGCUGUGGAAUCCAGCAAAACCACAGUUCAGAAUAAGGCCCCAAAGGGAGGAAGAGUCUACAAGUGCCCUGAUUGUGGAAAAAUUUUCAAACGGUGCUCACCUCUCAUCAGACACCGAAGAACCCACACUGGAGAGAAACCAUACAUGUGCCGGGAGUGCUUGAAACGCUUCAGUGACAGCUCGGCCCUUGUGAAACACCAAAGAAUCCAUGCAGGGGAGAAACCUUAUACCUGUCCUGAGUGUGGGAAGAGCUUUUCCCAAAGCUCAACCCUUAUUGCACAUCAGAGAAUACAUACUGGAGAGAAACCUUACAAGUGCCCUGACUGUGGGAAGAGCUUCAGCGUCAGCUCCAACCUUGUUGCUCAUCAAAGAAUCCACACUGGGGAGAAGCCUUUUGGCUGUCCUGUCUGUUUGAAAGGCUUUCUGGUCAGCUCCCAUCUUAUUAGGCACCUGAGAAUCCACACAGCAGAGAAACCUUAUAUUUGCCGAGAAUGUGGGGAAUGCUUUACUCAGAGCUCCCACCUUGUUGUACAUAAAAGAAUUCACACUGGAGAAAAACCUUACUUGUGUUCAGAGUGUGGGAAGAACUACCGUGGGAUCUCUGAUUUGAUCCAACAUCAGAGAAUUCAUACAGGAGAGAAGCCCUACAAGUGCUCUGAGUGUGGGAAAUGCUUCAGCCAGAGUUCAUGUCUUAAGAAGCACCAGAGAAUCCACACAGGGGAGAAACCUUAUGUGUGCCUUGAAUGUGGGAAGAGGUUCAAUCGGAAUUCACAUUUAACUAGACAUCAGAAAACCCAUAUGGGGUAAUUCCAAAGAAUAAUUCUCUGUCAAGACUGGAAGCUCAUCUCCAAAAUUCCAACUGCUAUGAGAACUAAAGCCAGUUUUCUCAAAUAGUUAGCCUUUCCCUUCCCUUCCCUUCCAAAGUCUCCCACAAUCUCACAUCCUGGCUGAGAUCGGAGAUGCUGCCAUAUCAUUUUAAAAUGUCAUUUAGCUCUGGUUAAUCUCUGGUUCCCAGAUUUCCUGUUUUCCAUUUUGUAACUGGAUCAUAGAAUCUUUCCUUGGAUUAUCUAUAUUGGGGCUGGGGGGAGGUAUUACCUGUUAAUAAGUUGUCUUCAGAGAUAUUAUCUCCUGAACUUGCCUAUAAGCUGUAGAUCUCUAGAUUCCUUUGAUGGCCUUUGAUGAGGCCAUAUGGUUUCUGAUUCGUUGUUCCCAACCCCUACAAAGUUGUGGUGGAGGAAGAAAGACAAUGAGACCUUGACUUACCAUAACUUAGAACAACCCUUGUUGUGAUGCUAACAUCCUCCCUCUUCUCUAUUGUGGGUGGAGAAGGAACAAACUUAUACACUUCCCCUAUUGGAUCUGCUGUGUGUCUCUGUACUGCUGUUCUUUACGGCUAGUGGGAGGUUGCGUGAUUUUAAAAAACCCUGAAUCUCCAUAAACUGGCUCAUGAUAGGGUUUGCCAUACUGCAAAAUGGGCAGUCACUGAUAUACUGAUUUGCCUGUUGUUCUAGUGGUAGGUGACAGGGCUUUGACUGCUGUGAAGUCUGUGAUAAGUGUGGAGUCAUUUAUUCUGUCUCUAGGCAUAAAGUCAUGAUAUCUCUGACCUAAGCCUAUUCUUCAGUUCCUCAGCCCCAGCAUUCAAUCUGCUACAGUGUCUCAUGGUACCCUAUGAAACAGGAAAAGGUUCUCAUUAAACGCCUUUUAGGAUAUUUGGUCUGUCUGAUCCCUAGCAUGCAUUGUGGUCUUGCAGUAGGAACAUCUGAGGCUGAAAUUUUCAAAUGUAUUCUUUUCCUUUUUUAAUUCCCCCCCCCGCCUUUUCAGUGGGAACUUUUGAUAAUUGCGUGGGGUGAGGUAUGUGAUUUUAAGUGACUUUAGUAUUGCAGCUAAGAGACUGAGCUAUUGCAAAGUCCCUGGUUCAAAUGUCUCUACAUCUGUGAACUUGUUAGGUAGCCUUAUGCAAGGCGCACCCAUUCAGCCUCCACCCUUUAUCUGCAACAUGGAGGAGGUUGUUGUAAGCAUUACUACAGAACAAUGUAUGCGAAGUGCUCUGAACACUCUAAAAGUAUUACAUAAAUGCUAAUAGUCA